Messenger RNA from Myxocyprinus asiaticus (Chinese sucker), 1576 nucleotides. Its product is annotated as gamma-aminobutyric acid receptor subunit beta-4-like. Gene Ontology annotation, molecular function: GABA-A receptor activity; extracellular ligand-gated monoatomic ion channel activity; neurotransmitter receptor activity. Gene Ontology annotation, biological process: regulation of membrane potential; signal transduction; monoatomic ion transmembrane transport. The coding region runs from base 38 to 1576 and encodes 512 amino acids. The record is from RefSeq and is a predicted model, not a curated record. NCBI's taxonomy places the organism in Eukaryota, Metazoa, Chordata, Actinopteri, Cypriniformes, Catostomidae. The transcript is spliced from 10 exons. Gene Ontology annotation, cellular component: neuron projection; membrane; synapse.
GUUGGAUUACUGAAAGUGAAUUAACGGAUUUGUGGAGAUGUUGGGUCCUCAAGAAGACAAAUUAUGUGGAAUUGUUUCUGCUCUGGCGGCUUUGUCCUUUGUCUGCUUUGCACAAAGCACCUCCAUCGGAAGUACCGGAAUAUCUGUGGCCAAGACAACAGUGGACAAAUUGCUGAAGGGGUAUGACAUCCGUCUCCGGCCAGACUUUGGAGGUCCUCCGGUCAUCGUGGGAAUGAGCAUAAAUAUAGCCAGUAUUGACUCCAUUUCAGAAGUCAACAUGGACUACACCAUCACCAUGUAUUUCCAACAGAGCUGGAGGGAUAAGCGCUUGGCCUAUGCUGAAAUGACUUUAAAUCUCACUCUGGACAACCGCGUGGCUGAUCAGUUAUGGCUGCCAGACACCUACUUCCUGAAUGACAAAAAGUCCUUCCUGCACGGAGUGACGGUGAAGAACCGAAUGAUUCGGCUCCACCCAGAUGGCACUGUUCUGUAUGGAUUGAGAAUAACCACGACAGCAGCCUGUAUGAUGGACCUGAGGCGGUACCCCCUCGAUGAACAGAACUGCACCCUGGAGAUUGAAAGCUACGGAUAUACCACAGAUGAUAUUGUAUUCUUCUGGCAAGGAGGGGACAGUGCCGUCACAGGUGUGGACAAACUGGAAUUGCCUCAGUUUUCCAUUGUGGAGCUACGUCUCGUGUCCAGGGCAGUGAGGUUCACCACAGGUUCAUACCCUCGGCUGUCGUUAAGUUUCCGCAUCAAGAGAAACAUCGGCUACUUCAUCCUGCAGACCUACAUGCCCUCUAUCUUGAUCACCAUCUUGUCUUGGGUCUCCUUCUGGAUCAACUAUGAUGCCUCCGCUGCUCGUGUGGCCCUGGGUGUAACUACGGUGCUCACCAUGACAACCAUCAACACCCACCUGAGGGAGACCCUCCCAAAGAUCCCCUAUGUGAAAGCCAUCGAUGUCUACCUCAUGGGCUGCUUCGUCUUCGUGUUCCUGGCCCUGCUUGAAUAUGCCUUUGUAAACUACGUGUUCUUUGGACGGGGACCCCAGCAACAGAAAAAGAUCAACGAGAGGCUGAACAAAGCCAACAAUGAGCGCCCGCGCUAUGAGGAGAAGCGUCUGAGGGAACAGGACUCCAUUUCAGCGCCGUUUCAAAGCAACACCCUCAGGUCAUAUACACAACGAAGAAAUCUGUAUCUUGAGGAACAAAGAAAAGUCGGGGUGGACGCUUACGGAAACAUUCUUCUCACGACUUUGGAGAUGAACAACGAGGUGAUGCCUUCGGACAUGGGCAGCAGUGUCAGUGAUUCGCGGAACUCAGUGAUGUCCUUCGACAGUCCCGGGGUGCAGUUCCGUAAACCCAUGGCAUCGCGGGACGGCUUCAGCCACCACUCGUUGGACCGCAGCGCCAUGCGCAGUCGCGCCAACUGCCGGCUAAGGAGGCGCUCGUCCAAGCUGAAGCUCAAAAUCCCCAACUUGACGGAUGUAAGCACCAUUGACAAGUGGUCCCGGGUCAUUUUUCCCAUCACUUUUGGAUUCUUCAACCUUAUCUACUGGUUGUAUUACGUGAAUUGA